AUGUCCACCAUGGUGUAUGCCCGGGAAGAGAAGCUGGAAAAGCUCUCUCAAGAGGAGAUUAUCUCCAACACCAAACUGGUGAUCCAGGGUCUGGAAGCUCUUAAAAAUGAGCACAACUCAAUUCUCCACAGUCUCUUGGAGACAAUCAAGUGCCUGAAAAAAGACGAAGAGGCCAACCUGGUGCAUGAGAAGUCCAACUUGCUGCGCAAGUCAGUAGAAAUGAUUGAGCUUGGACUUGGUGAAGCACAGGUUAUGAUGGCCCUUUCCAACCAUCUAAAUGCGGUGGAGUCCGAGAAGCAGAAGCUGCGUGCGCAGGUGAGGAGGCUUUGCCAGGAGAACCAGUGGUUGCGGGAUGAGCUGGCCAACACCCAACAGAAGUUGCAAAAGAGCGAGCAGAGUGUCGCUCAGCUUGAGGAGGAGAAAAAACAUCUGGAGUUCAUGAACCAGCUAAAGAAAUAUGAUGAGGACGUCUCCCCCACUGAGGAAAAGGAUAGAGAAACGCCAAAGGACUCUUUGGAUGAUCUUUUCCCUAAUGACGAAGAGGAGCACGGCCAAGGAAUGCAACAUCAACAUAACAGUGCAGCAGUGGCCGCAGCCCAGCAAGGAGGCUACGAGAUCCCAGCUCGCCUCAGAACGCUGCACAAUCUGGUGAUCCAGUAUGCCUCACAAGGCAGGUACGAGGUUGCUGUGCCACUCUGCAAGCAAGCUUUGGAAGAUCUGGAGAAAACUUCUGGACAUGACCACCCUGAUGUGGCUACAAUGCUCAACAUCCUGGCUUUGGUUUAUAGGGAUCAGAAUAAAUACAAAGAAGCGGCACAUCUUCUCAAUGAUGCUCUGUCCAUCCGAGAGAAAACCUUGGGAAAAGACCACCCUGCUGUUGCGGCAACACUGAACAACUUGGCCGUGCUGUAUGGAAAGAGGGGGAAGUACAAGGAGGCUGAGCCUCUAUGCAAGAGGGCUCUAGAGAUCAGAGAGAAGGUACUGGGGAAAGACCAUCCAGAUGUGGCCAAACAGCUCAACAACUUGGCUCUGCUGUGUCAGAAUCAAGGCAAAUACGAGGAGGUGGAAUACUAUUACUGUCGUGCCUUGGAGAUUUACGAAUGUAGGCUGGGCCCGGAUGAUCCCAAUGUGGCCAAAACCAAGAAUAACCUGGCAUCCUGCUUUCUCAAACAAGGAAAAUACAAGGAGGCUGAGAUUCUGUACAAAGAAAUUCUGACUCGUGCCCAUGAGAAAGAGUUUGGAUCAGUGGAUGCUGAAAACAAACCUAUCUGGAUGCACGCUGAAGAAAGAGAGGAAAUGAGCAAGGGCAAACACAGGGAUAACACGCCUUAUGGAGAAUAUGGAGGCUGGUAUAAAGCCUGCAAAGUAAACAGUCCCACCGUGAACACCACAUUGAGGAACCUUGGGGCUCUUUACCGCCGUCAGGGCAAGCUUGAAGCUGCCGAAACCCUAGAGGAGUGCGCUGUGCGAUCUCGCAAGCAGGGAUUUGACCCCAUCCACCAGACACGUAUGGUGGAGAUCCUGAAGGAUGCUGAUGGCGAUAGGCGAAGGAGCAGAGAGAGCCUGAGCAGCGUCAAGUAUGAGAGUGGCUCGGAAACUGGCGAGGAAGUGAGUAUGGGCGUGGAAUGGAACGGGGAUGGCAGUGGAACCCUCCAACGCAGCGGCUCUCUGGGGAAACUGCGAGACGUCCUGCGUCGUAGCAGCGAACUGCUGGUUAAGAAAUUACAGGGCAACGGACCACCUGAACCUCGCAGCACCAACAUGAAACGAGCCGCUUCAUUGAACUACUUGAACAAGACGGGCGAUGAGGCGUUCCAGACUCGGGGAAGCAUUAAUUUGAGGGUGAGCCGAGGCCUGAGCUCCAGCACCAUGAAUCUCUACUCCGGAAACUGA
Molecule: messenger RNA, 1893 nt
Organism: Nerophis lumbriciformis (worm pipefish)
Lineage: Eukaryota; Metazoa; Chordata; Actinopteri; Syngnathiformes; Syngnathidae
Source: RefSeq, a predicted model, not a curated record